Acanthocheilonema viteae is the source of this 1269-nucleotide messenger RNA. NCBI's taxonomy places the organism in Eukaryota, Metazoa, Nematoda, Chromadorea, Rhabditida, Onchocercidae. The record is from the annotation of a GenBank genome assembly.
AUGGUCCGGAAUGGAUCGCUUUUACGGAAAUCUGUAAUGGACAGAGAUCGAUUUCACUUGGCGCAUGUAGCAAUGCAUAUAUUCGAUGCUCCUACAAUUCAACCGAUUUUUAAUGGAGUAAUUUGUGAAGUUGCACGAAAUAAUUGCAUAAGUAUUUGGAGUAAACGAAUGGGAAAAAUUAAUUUUGAAACAGAAAAACUUUUUGAGGAAAUGAAUUUUUGCUACGAUGAUGGCCCAGGAAUAUAUAUGUUUCCAAAGAUUAUAUGUUCUCGACAAGCUUAUGUAUGCAAAAAUCAUAAUGAAGGAUUUGCAAUUACAUGUCUGCCAGGAAUCGAAAAUGGAGAAUGGUAUCGUCUGGUCAGUGCAACCGACAGUUUAUAUAUUGUCGAGUAUUCCGUUUGUAAAAAUGGUCAUUGGGAGGAUCAGAGCUGUCCAACUGGAAUGAUGUAUUUUGAAGCCGAUCAAACGUGUCGAACAGAUCCAUCAUGUGCUCAUCCAUUUGAAUGUAAAAUAGGCCAAUCAUUUCAAUUGAAAUGUAAUGAAUACUUAAUUUGUUCUUCGAAAGGUGUCGUUGAGCAUCAUUUUUGUCCACCAUUUCAUCGAUGGAACAGUCGGACACGGUUGUGCAUUUCUGAUGAUAAAUGCUUAUCUUCAUCAAGCAAACUAUGUAAAGAAGGUACAGUUAUCGAUAGUUUUGAUUGUAAAUUUUAUUAUCAGUGUUCCGGUGGAAAGUGGCAUAAAAUGUCAUGUAUGACAUAUCCAGCUGUAGAGUUGUGCAAAUCAUGUCGCUAUAGUGAUAAUAACUUUCGACAUACCGAAGAAAGAUGCAAUAAAGGUGACGCGAUAGCUAAUCCGCAUAAUUGCCAAAGUUAUGCGAUAUGUGAUGAUGGAAGAUGGAGAAAUGAUCAAUGUGAAGUUGGCACUUUUUGGAAUCAACAAUUAAAACGAUGUCAUCACACCACCGAUUGUAUAGCAUUCAAACGUGCUAAAUGUAUUCAUGGACAGCAUUUAGUCGGUGGAAUAUGCAAUGAAUAUUUGAAAUGUCUGCAGGGCUCAUGGAUAACAAUGAAAUGCCUUCCGGGAUAUGCUUUUAAUGUAACCACGAAAAAAUGUGCUAUUUCGAAUGAAUGUGUAUCAUCGAAUAAUAAUUAUUUAAGUAUAAUAGAUUACGGUAUUGCUGAUUCAUUAGCAUCAUUUUUUCAAGCAGAGACGAAACAGGAACAGAGUCAGCAGCUACAUUGGGUAAUUAAGACAUUUAAAUGUAGCUAA